GCACUGCAAGCAGGGGAAGCCUCGACAUGGGCACCUGGAAUUACCUCUGGCAUUUCAUCCUCCCUGUUUUCCUCUAUACCAUAAUGACAUUAGAGGGAAAAGACACAGCGACUACCACCACUGAGAAGCAUGUAGACAUGUCAAGAAGCACAAACGACAGAACUGGCCCAGCUCUAAACAGCUCAAAUACCUCUGUGACAGAGCCCAACACCCAAAACCUCCUGGGCACAACCUCACUGUCCCCCUCCAUGAUGAGGACGAUGGGUGGAGGUAUGGAUGAAGGGAGGAUGGACACUACACCCACAACAUCAACGCGGCAAGGGAGCUCACUGGGGAUGUCUCCUGGGAGUGGUGCAGUGAUGUCAGCAUUCCCAACAGGGAAUGACAUCACCACUGUCCCCAGCAUGGGCACAGAGAGUGGCUCUACUUCCUCCCCACAUCUCAGCUCAGGCACAACGAGCCACUCUUCCUCCUCCUCCUCUCCUGAGGGCUCCCCAGCUGUGACUCCCAGCCCACAGCAAAGCAGCACCACUGGGAUGCCCUUGGCCACCACAUCCCGCCCAUCCACAGCAGUUGUGCUCUCCUCUCCGUCCUCCACUGCUGGCAUUACGAGUGCUCAGUUCUCUGCUGGGACAGCAGAGACCAAGCCACAGGGCCCAACUGCCCCCAGACCUCCCACCUCCACAGCACGGGGACACCGGCACCCCGACACACCUCCACACCCCUCACACAGGGACAGCCCGCAGAGGAGGUGGCGGCUACUUCAUCUCCCAUGA
This is a messenger RNA of Pseudopodoces humilis (Tibetan ground-tit), 776 nucleotides long. Lineage: Eukaryota; Metazoa; Chordata; Aves; Passeriformes; Paridae. The record is from RefSeq and is a predicted model, not a curated record.